GUUGCAUGUUGAUGGGGGGAGUGUUUGUUUGAAGUGCGAAUUUUAAAAUUCAGCAUGACAUCUGGAAAGGAAAUAUUGACAAUACAGCUAGGUCAUUAUGCGAAUUUUGUGGGUAGUCAUUGGUGGAAUAUACAGGAAAUGGGUUUUGACUACACUGGUGCAUCAGUAUCAGACAUAAACCAUGAUGUCCUUUAUAGAGAAGGUAAAACAGACAAGGGGUAUGUGACAUUUACACCAAGGCUUCUAUUAGUUGACUUGAAAGGCAGCCUACGCCAUCUUCCUGAACAGGGAGAUUUAUAUGAAGAGGUUCCUGACUCCAGUAAUGUAAAUGUAUUAUGGCCUAAAGAGAAAGUCGAUGUUAUACAAGCUCCAAAGCCAGAAAAAAAUGAAUUUUUAGAAGAUUUGUCUAAAGAGCACAUGGAACCAGAAGAAAUUCCUUUGAAGAUUUAUGAUCUUGAUAAUGAAGUCAAUGUAUGGUCAGACUUCUUGCGAACUCGUUAUCAUCCAAGGACAACAACAGUUAUAAAUAAAUAUCAGCAUGGAAAUUCUGCUCAGACCUUUGAUGUAUAUAAUUAUGGACUAAGUUUAUGGAAGACACAUGAUUUUGAAGAAGAAUUUACAGACAAGAUCCGUCAGUUUGUUGAAGAAUGUGAUAGUAUGCAGGGCUUUCAAAUAAUCGCAGAUAGCACAGAUGGAUUUUCUGGCUUAUGUAGUGGGUUACUGGAACACCUGGCAGAUGAGUAUCGAGGAAAGAGUUCUCUUACAUUUCCUACUAUUCGUUCCACAUACCCAGGCAGCACGCCGCUUCAAGACAGCAUUCGUACAGUGAACAUAUUGUUAGGAUUUACAAGUUGGGCAGAGCACAGUUCACUGUUGGUUCCUCUGAGUACAGCCUCUUCCGGAUGGCGGACAGUUGGCCCACCUCGUCACUUUCCAUUGCUACAGUAUAAUGCAGAUCUGUUGUACCACAGCAGUUCACUGAUAGCAACUGCACUGGAAACUUUGACGUUACCGUGGCGACUGCGAACACCACCAUCUUCGCUUGGUGACAUGUGCAGUGGGUUAUCAUGCGUUGGCAGAACGUUUGCUGCAGCCAGUCUCUCUCUGCCCUUCAGUUUAAAAGAAGAUGCUUUCCUACUAGACACAUUGGAAAAUUGGGAUGGUCCCCUCUGGGAAAGCCUGACACCUAGCUGUCCACUACAAGAGGACCGUAUAUGGAUACAGUCUCUAACUCUACGAGGCGUUCCUGCCACUAAACUUAAAAGGUCAAAUGGGGAUCCAAGGAGCCCAGCAUACUCGUGUUCUUCUGUACAGGAGAUGCUGUCUCUUUUCUUAUCCUGUUGUUCAUAUGCUACUGCUUCACAAGUGACAACAAGUGAAAAGCCUCUUGCUGUAACUUCACCAUUUCCUCAGUUUUUCUCAAAAAUGGUUACACCUAAUGGUUCAUUAAGUACCAAGGAAAGACCACCAGAAACUUGUGUACAUUCUGUUCCUGCACUGGCUGGCCUUCACAGCACCAAAGGAGUUGGCACUAUGCUGGAGUCCUUGCACACUGAAGCAUCUCGACUUCACAUGACGCGGAUGCAUCAGUUUCGUAGCUCAGGCCUCGAAGAUGAUGAAUAUAAUGAGUGCCUUUCAGCUCUGUUGGAGUUACGUGAUUGUUACCGUGAGGAGUUUGAUGUCUGAAACAUCAUAAUAAUUUUCACCAUUUAGGUUGUGACAAUAAAAUGUUCCAAGAUUAUACUAUCUUGGUUUCUGCACAAGAUAUGAAAAAUCCAUAGGCACUGGCCAUGGAACAAACAUUAAAGCAGAUAUUCUUACGGAGAGAAAUAAUAUUUCAGAAAUCAAAAGCCAGAGUGAUUUUACCAGUUUAAUUGCAUAUUUUAAUUCUGUUACGAGAUGGCCUCAGAACAGUGGUAAUUUUUUUUCUUUAUGGAGAGUUAAUUUUUCGAUAUUUUUGUCUCUUGCAGUGGUAAAUCUUGCCUUUCUGACGUCGGUAAUUCCAUGGCAGUUUCUUUAAAGUCUAAUACACUUACAAACGUCAAAGACAUUAGUGUGUUGUUGUUGUGGUCUUCAGUCCUGAGACUGGUUUGAUGCAGCUCUCCAUGCUACUCU
Messenger RNA from Schistocerca piceifrons (Central American locust), 2115 nucleotides. It is a transcript of the gene mst, whose product is annotated as protein misato. The coding region runs from base 55 to 1686 and encodes 543 amino acids. Lineage: Eukaryota; Metazoa; Arthropoda; Insecta; Orthoptera; Acrididae. The record is from RefSeq and is a predicted model, not a curated record. The transcript is spliced from 8 exons. Gene Ontology annotation, biological process: mitochondrion distribution. Gene Ontology annotation, cellular component: cytoplasm.